Messenger RNA from Paramecium sonneborni, 777 nucleotides. NCBI's taxonomy places the organism in Eukaryota, Ciliophora, Oligohymenophorea, Peniculida, Parameciidae. The record is from the annotation of a GenBank genome assembly.
AUGAAAAUUUUAGUUUUAUUGUUUCUAAUGUUUUUAGGACAAUCAAUACCUGUCUCAUUUAAAGAUUAAUGUUCAUGUUCAAAGUUCCCAAAUGAAACUGCAUGUUUAGAAUAACCCCAUUGUAUAUGGAGUACUACAAUCUGUUCAGAUAGGAGUUGCAGUCAAUAUUAUAAUAAAGAUAAGUGUAAUGCAAUUUCACAUUGUUCAUGGAACAUAUCCAAAUGUGCUGAAUUCACUAAAUGUACUGAUUAUUUUAUGAAUGAUGCUUUUGACUGCUAUAAAAUAGGAAACUAAGAUUUAAAUUAGUUUUGUAUGCCAACAGAAAAUGGAAACUAUUGUACUAAUUAUGAAUUGGCUCCAUGUGGAAAUUUUGAAGAUGAUUGUGCUGGAUUCUAAAGUUAAUGGAAAUUAUGCUAUUGGUACAAAAAUACCUGUAAUAUCAUUGAUAUUCGAUAUUGUGAUGCUUAAAUCAGUGAAGAAUUAUGUUUUAUCUUUGGACAAGGACUAGGAUGUCAAUGGAAAGAUAACAAAUGUUAACCAAUUGCUUGUUCAGAUUUCACUUCAGAAACUACAUGCAUUUUAUAAAGAUAAAAUUUUAUUGAAGAUGGAACUAUUCUUUGUUAAUGGGAUGGAACUAAUUGCAAAGAAGCUAAAGAUGUCUCACAUUUAGAUUAUUCUAACUGUUUAGUUAAUUCAUUUUAUAAUUAUAUCUGGGAUUCAACUAAAAAACUUUGUGUUCCCUGUAAAGAAUACAAUCCACCAUCAUCAACUCCAUGA